GGAAGAAGGGAACUUUGGGCGAAAGUAAUAAGUCGAUGUUAAUCAGAUGAGAUGCUGACCGAUUCGUUGCCUGGUGACAUUCUUCCCAAACCCUGGUGGCCUCAGGCGUUGGCCGGCCUGAGGCAGCACCCAACUGCAACAACUUCCAUCGUCCACCAGAUCACACCGGAAAUGGGAACGCAACCUUUCAAAUACGCAACACCCUCGAGAUAUCACUGCCCUCUGGGACUCCCACAGCAUCACACCCUUCAACGCCAGUCCGAUUCCAGCCUCUGCUUACGGCUGACUGAGCAUUGCUAAGGCACUGCACACCUAUGUCAAUACUUAGCCACCGAGCUCUAGACGCGACAACACAAAAGACAGCACACCCCAUAAUCGGGAAUCUGCAUCAGGCCCCCAAACUCUGGCCAUGGCGAACCUACCGCGAAUGGGCCCAGACUUACGGCCCCGUCAUGUCGCUGCAAUACGGCAAGGACACGGUGGUUGUGCUGAGCAGUCACACGGCCGCCAAGGACUUGCUCGACAAGCGGAGCAAUUUGUACAGUUCGCGGCCGCGCCUGGUCAUGGGGCAGGAAUGUGUGAGCAGAGGGCAGAGAUCGGUGUUGAUGCCGUACGCCGCGAAAUACCGCAACCAUCAACGCAUCCAAGGCGGCCUAGUUCAACCACGGUACGCGCAACAGUACGUAAAAUUGCAAGACCUCGAAAGCCUGCAGCUCCUGCACGACCUCCUCUCCACCACCGACGACACCUGGAUGCACGCCUUCCACCGCUACUCCGCCAGCCUGAUCUUCGGCCUGGCGUACGGCAAGCGCAUGCCGCGCGGCGACGAGCCGGAACUCCAAAGCGUCGCCACCAUCAUGGACAACUUCCUCUAUGCCGCGCGCGUCGGCACGUGGAUCGUCGAUGCUCUGCCCUUCCUCAACCACCUGCCGCGCUUCUUGGCGCCGUGGAAGCGCAUUGCGGAUGGCUUUCAUGACUUCGAGGCCAAGUUCCAUCUCCGUGCUUUGACCGGGGGACUGCAGCGGCCGGGCUGGAAUUGGACCAAGCUGGCUACGUCGUGGAAGGAAUCGAGUGGCAUGUCGGAGGAGGAGCUGGCGUACUGCGUGGGCAGCAUGUAUGAAGCGGGCAGCGACACGACGACGAUGGCGUUGCAUUCUUUCGUCAUGGCCGCGUUGACGGCACCAGAGGCUAUGCGGAAAGUUCAGCGAGAGCUGGAUUCGAUCGUGGGCGAUCGAAUGCCGGAGUUUGACGAUCGAGGCCGAUUGGCCUGUAUUGAAGCUGUGGUAAAAGAAACACUUCGUUGGAGACCGGUAAGCGCAGGCGGCAUCCCGCACGCCAUUGACCAAAAAGACGACGAGUACAUGGGCUACCGCAUCCCCAAAGGUGCCAUCGUCGUCCCGAACCACUGGGCAAUGGAUCUCGACGAGAAGAUCUACGGCCCGGACGCCCUCGAUUUCCGCCCUUCGCGAUGGAUCGAGAACCCGAACCUGCCCCUCGCAUCUUUUGGGUAUGGCAGACGGGUGUGUACGGGACAGCACGUGGCGAUGAACUCCCUGUUCAUCAACAUUGCGCGCGUGCUGUGGGCGUUUGACAUCGAGUGUGCGGAUGAUGCGGACAGGAAGGGGGAAAAGGUGCAGCCGGACCCUUUGGCGUACUCGCAGGGCAUCAACUCGGGCCCUCUGCCGUUCAAAGCGAAGUUCGUGGUGAGGAGUCCCGAGCGCCGGGCUGCGGUGGAGGAGCGGUGGCGGAGCGCGGAGAAGGACGUGAGAGCCAUCCUGGACGAGAUUGAGAAGGCGACGUCGAAGAUAGACUAGCCAGCCAGCCAACCAUCCCAGACCCAUCCUCCUUAUCAUCGUCCCCAAGCAUAGAGCCGAGUAUAGAACCUCACCAAAGCCUCCGCUCCCACCAAGUCCCCCUCGCGCAUCAACCUCGCAACAUCGAGAUUGUACGGACUAUCCGGGUUUCCGCCGGCACUCAGCAACUGCUGCACGGCUUCGAGC
This is a messenger RNA of Neohortaea acidophila, 2000 nucleotides long. RefSeq names its product cytochrome P450. NCBI's taxonomy places the organism in Eukaryota, Fungi, Ascomycota, Dothideomycetes, Mycosphaerellales, Teratosphaeriaceae. The coding region runs from base 315 to 1814 and encodes 499 amino acids. The transcript has 5 exons. The record is from RefSeq and is a predicted model, not a curated record. Gene Ontology annotation, molecular function: monooxygenase activity; heme binding; oxidoreductase activity, acting on paired donors, with incorporation or reduction of molecular oxygen.